Oncorhynchus keta (chum salmon) is the source of this 3028-nucleotide messenger RNA. RefSeq names its product CD276 antigen-like. Gene Ontology annotation, cellular component: external side of plasma membrane. The transcript has 7 exons. Lineage: Eukaryota; Metazoa; Chordata; Actinopteri; Salmoniformes; Salmonidae. Gene Ontology annotation, biological process: cellular response to lipopolysaccharide; cell surface receptor signaling pathway; negative regulation of T cell proliferation. The record is from RefSeq and is a predicted model, not a curated record. The coding region runs from base 298 to 1194 and encodes 298 amino acids.
AGUGGUGUCUGUGCUGCCUUUACACAGCGGAGCGAUGCUCUGCCACUUCUCAGAGUGGUGCCUGGUCUCGCAGGUUGCGCAGUCAGUUGACUACAUUUUUUUUUUACACCAUUUCAGCAGCUCAAAAGAUUUGAGCCUGAUCCAAAAUCAAAAAGCCAGGUCUUAGUGACAUCCCUGGAGGAGAGGGGUGUUGCUCAUUCAUUGCGGUGCUAUAUCAUCACAAAAGAUCAUUCGCUGUCUGCCAGUCUGAUCAAUCAAGACACAGGAUUAUAAUCGGCAAAGGCUUCAGUCUGCUGAAUGGUCUGCGUUCAUCUCAAAAUGGCUGUUGGUAUUGUCUUAGCUGUUCUGCUGUAUGUUAUUUCAGUAGUUUCAUCAACACACCCAAAGGAGCAAACCGUGGUUGGAAUCAUCGGACAGCCCGUCCUUCUGCCCUGUGACCGUUCCACAUUGGCAACUCCCAACUACCCAACAAGAACCAGAAUAUAUUGGCAAGAUUUAACCCCCAGAGUGCUGCAUGUUUUCAAAGAUGGAAACGAGGAGUAUGUACACCAAAACCUCUGGUAUAAAAACAGGACAACAAUUAACACGGAUCAGUUGGCUUCUGGAAAUCUGUCUCUCCUGCUCAACCCAGUUAAUGUCCGAGACAAUCUCCUGACCUGCGACGUUAUUCUAAUAAUCAAUCACGUACAUUCUCAAGAGUGCCAAAUCACUGUCAAUGUAGCAGCAAGUUACCAAAAGCCCACAUUAAACUUCACAGACAUGACGCUUGUGUGCACCACCCACGGAGGCUUCCCUGAACACCAGGUGACAUGGAGGACCCAUAACCGUACUCUGGAGCGUCACGAGGCUGUCACCAAGACUACCCAGGAUCCUGGAACAGGAACCUACAACAUCAGCAGCAGAGUGAAUGUGACAGAGGGACAGAAUAUAACCUGCAGUAUCUACAACCCCAUCCUCAAUGAGACCCAGAGUAACUUUAUCGUCAUACCAGCCUCCAAAGAGGAAAACCGUUUACCGAAAUGGAUCCUGGCGGCAUUUUGUCCAUUGGGCGUGUUGUUGAUUGCCGUCAUUCUCUGUGUAAAAUACCCCAACCUCAGGAAGCCAUGGAGGAAGAUGAUCCAUUGCUGUUCUGAACCUGAACCUGAAACCACUGCACAAGAAGCAGAAAUUGCAGAAUUGAAUCCACAACAGUAGAAAUCAAGUCCCAAGCUUCUCCAGUGGUGAGGAAGACGAGUUACUGCGUUGUUGGUCCAUAUGGCUGGACAACAUGAGGACAUUGGUACUGCCAAAAUACUGAGAACCAUACUGCUACCAGUAAUCUUGCAUGGAAGCUGAUAUGUGAUGCUAGUGAUCUAUGUCCAAUAUCCAGUGUUUAGGUCCAGGUGUUUAUACAAAAUAAUUGACUUCACGUAAGGGGAGAUCAAAUUGAGACGCGAAGAUGUAUGAAACACUUGAAGAAAAGAACCCGGACACAGAUACAACUGUAGACACAAACGGUGUUGUUGAACAGUGAACCUGUAUGUGUUUGCGUUAUAAUGAAAGUGGUUUUGUCAUAAUGUGUUUUAGUAUUGUUUGUGUCCCAACAUAUCACAGACACACAGACGACGAUGAAGAAAGAAACACCUUAAUUGGGGAGGACGGCCUCGUGGUAAUGGCCGGAGCGAAAUCCGUGGAAUGGUAUCAAAUACAUGAAACAUAUGGUUUGAUGCCAUUCCAUUUGCUCCGUUCCACACAUCAUUAUGAGCCGUCCUCCCCUCAACAGCCUCCACUGAUAGUGAUUCAGGUUCUUUCUGUAUCUAACUUGCAGGUCUGCCGUUCAUCGCGGUAGUGAAUGUCAUGUCUGACUGUAUUUUUAUGGCUGAGUGAAUGUCAUGUCUGACUGUAUUUUUAUGGCUGAGUGAAUGUCAUGUCUCAUUGAUGGAAGAUGUUAGUGCCUAUAGAAAGUUGACACGCCCCUAUGAAUUUUUUUUCACAUUCCGUUGCUUUACAAAGCCUGCUCGCCUCUACAGGAUUGGUGGGUCCCCCUCGGAGACGGUUGAGCUAACGUAGGCUAGUGUGAUUAGCAUGAGGUUGUAAGUAACAAGAACAUUUCCCAGGACAUAUCUGAUAUGGGCAGAAAGGUUAAAUUCUUGUUUAAUCUAACUGCACUGUCGAAUUACAAAGCCUGCUAGCUAAAAACGUUACCUCACAAUGACAGAUAAACGAUUCUAGAAUAUAACUGUGAACUACAGAGCGUGGGUCGCUUGGGGGUUACCCUACGGUAGCCCCAGUUAGAUCAGGCUACUCAACGUGUUUUAUAGUUUUUUUUAUUUGUUUAGUCUUUUUUUUUCUUUUGGAGGGGUUUACAGGAACAAUAUAUAUUUCAAUGAAUAUAUUCUGUGUGUAUAACAUGUACCUGUGGGCUGUCAACCAAAAGAAAAACUGAAGUAAGAAAUACAUAGAAAUGAUCAUAUUGAUCAAGAAAAUAUUUUGUAGAAGUAUAAUUCAUAUUGUAAAUAAACAAAACCUGCAACCCUGCAUACCUAUUUCUGCCCAUUCCACCCACCACUUAUCUCCUAAGCCCCCCCUACUAGCCCCCUGAACAUCCAAGGUUGCUUGUCAACUGAGGAUGUUUUUACACCCCCCCCCCCCCCAGAGAACCCCGUUGCCACACCACCCCUUCCACAUGGGCCUGAAAGCAAAGAUAGUAUCAUGCUGAAUAGCCACCACUAGUCAGCCCCCCCCCCAAUUGCUACAGUUGAUAAUAUGUUUAUGUUUUAUUUAAAUUAUUACUUGUAUUGUUUUGGUGGCAGGUAGCCUAGUGAUCAGAGCAGUGGCUCGAAUCCCCGAGCUGACAAGGUGAAAAACUGUCGUUCUAACCCUGAACAAGGCAGUUAACCCACUGUUCCUAGGCCGUCAUUGAAAAUAUGAAUUUGUUCUUAACUGACUUGCCUAGUAAAAUUUGAGGUUUGAGUUUAAUAUUUAAACUGUACCCUUUAAUUACAUCUGCAAAUCUGAACAUCUGACUAAUAAACUUAUUAUAAACUUA